Fukomys damarensis (Damara mole-rat) is the source of this 1158-nucleotide messenger RNA. RefSeq names its product jumping translocation breakpoint (gene Jtb). Gene Ontology annotation, cellular component: midbody; centrosome; spindle. The coding region runs from base 562 to 1002 and encodes 146 amino acids. Lineage: Eukaryota; Metazoa; Chordata; Mammalia; Rodentia; Bathyergidae. The record is from RefSeq and is a predicted model, not a curated record. Gene Ontology annotation, biological process: mitotic cytokinesis. The transcript is spliced from 5 exons.
UUCUCAAUGGUGAGUCUUCAAACUAAGGAGGGGCCGAAGUCCUGGCAAGGCAACGUACUGUUCUUUUUUUCCCGUCUUCUCGCUUACCUAGACCAGAAUUGACAAACAGACCACAGCCCAGGCAGCAGUGAAGGAACCACACGUCACACAAGGCUCAGCAGGAAUCGUUUCCCCAGGUCCAGCAAACUACCCAGACCACAAUGCCUCGGGGCUCCGAGCCAAUGGGCUUCUUCUUGCUGCGCAAACGCAGUGGCCCUCAGUUCCCAGGGAGCCACGGGCGGGCGUCCGCCGUGGAAGACAGCAAGUUCCAGCGGAGGGGCCCAGCAUCCUCUGCGGGCAAGAUGGUCGCGCGGACGUGAGCUGCGCCUAGGUCUGGCGCCCGGCCGGAGAACCUCGAGUCCCUCGCCGACAAAUGCAGGUGAGCUUGCCCGCGGUGGCCAUGGGGUCGUCCUGAGAGAGCCUGUGUCCUGACACCACCCAGAAGCUUGCCGCCCUGGGCUGGAACUUCCGACCAGGCUGAGAGCAGGUCCUUCGGUUGUGGCCGGCGCGGCCUGACGCUCUAUGCCUGCGUGCACGGGGAAGCCGGGCCUCGCCCAGGGCCGUCACCUUUGCUGGUUGCUGUGCGCUGUCACCUUGAAGCUCUGCCAAGCAGAGGCUCCCGUUCGGGAGGAGAAGCUGUCGGUGAGCACCUCUACUUUGCCGUGCUGGCUGGUGGAAGAGUUCGUGGUGGCAGAAGAGUGCACUCUGUGUUCUACUUUCCAGGCUAAAACCAUAGCUGAGUGUGGUUCCACAGGAUACAUAGAAAAAAUCACAUGCAGUGCAUCUAAGAGGAAUGAGGUCAAAAGCUGCCGCUCAGCUCUGAUGGAACAACACUUAUUCUGGAAAUUUGAAGGGGCUGUGGUGGGUGUGGCCUUGAUCUUCGCUUGCCUUGUCGUCAUUCGUCAGCGACAGCUGGACAGAAAGGCUCUGGAAAAGGUCCAGAAACAAAUUGAAUCCAUUUAACUACACCACCCUUUAUCCUGGGUCUUACAGAUCAUGUCUCAGCUGAAAAAGUGGAAUGGACUAGUUUGUGCCCUUGCUUCUUUGGAGUCUGGUCAUACACACUUUCCCCAUCUUCCUCUUCAGAUCGCUCAUGAGCACAAUAAAAAAAAAAAGUAA